AUGCCAAAUUUUCUGCUCUCAACACAUAAGAAAAAUUGGAUUUUAUCAAAAGAGCAGCUUGAAUCCUUAUACCAAGAAAAGCACUCAUCGCUUGUUUCUCAAUUAACUUCAAAGGGAGUCCCCAACGAAAUAUUAAAUUUUCUUCUUACAAGAGAAGAAGAGGAAACCUUACUACUUGGCUUAUGCAGAAACUUACUUAUGUGUUGUAAGCAUAUAAACCUUCAUUUAAAAGCUCAGACUACUGCUAUUUCUUAUUUUCGGCGAUUUUUCUUACGAAAUCCUGUAUGUUUAAAUGAUCCCGGUAACUUGAUGUUCACAGCUCUUUACGUCGCAUGUAAAACUGAAGAAAUCAACGUCAGAGACGCGAGCUCAUUUUGCUCAAAUUUUCAAGGAAGCAACCCUCAAAAAAUUUUGCAAAGCGAAAUUGUCCUGAUUUCUGGAAUAAAUUUUCAAUUAUAUGUGUAUACACCUUAUAAACCUUUAAAAGCCCUUAUUGAAUUUUUGAAAAAUAAAGGAUUUGGGGAUGCUGAUCUAGAUGAAAUAGAAAAAAAAGCAAAAGAAUUCAUUGAAAUUGCUCAUUUUGGGGAUACAUUUUUUACAUACUCGCCGGCUGCUUUAGCUAUUGCAGGGAUUUAUGCUGCGAUUUUUGAGAGAAUGGAUAGAGAUGAUUUGAUUGAUGAAAUUGCAGCGAUGGGAAAUAAUUCGGGAAAUGUUAGACAAGCUAUUUCAGAUAUAACAAGAGAAGUUGAGAGCAUUACACAAAAAUUGAAGAUGAUAGAUAAUGCUUUUAAAGGGUUGCUGAAAAAAGCUGGGGCUAUUAAACAUAAAAUAGGAAAAAUAUUAUCGAUGAGUGCCAAGCCUAAUUUUAGAUGGUAUAGGAGUCCCCACUUCUCGCUAGAGACAUUCUGUGCGGCGUUAGUAUCCUGGCAGCACAGCGAAUUGGGUGGCUUCUACCUCUGGUAACUCCAAGCCCAGGCCGAAACCCAUGGUUUCUUGGUAGUUUUAUUGUAAUGCUUGGUUAAAAAACCUUUGGGUACCAUCAUUUCCAAAUAGGUCCCUUCGACAUCCUAGUUACUCCGCCCUGUCUAUCAACCUUGCUGGUAUCGCUCCUCUUUAGAGCCCUUGAACCUAAGUGACUGCUUUUUUCUCUAUCCUGCCUCCUUUUUCUCAGAUCAUCCCUGAAGAAAAGAUCAACCGCUUCCGCGAUUUGGGGUGGAUCACUGUAGCAGCUUUAGCAGGUAAUUCACCCAUCUCCAUUUCAGGCACCCGCUGGCUUUGGUGCUGCUGACAAAAAAGAAGUCGUAAGUAACUGCCAAUUGGAUCAGGCGAAAAACAAGCGGAUUUGUGCUUAAGUCCCUCGCUGCAGGACAUCAGAUGUUGUGGACCAACUCCUGAUUCAAAAACCAUGCCCUGAUAUACAUUUAUCGUCACGCGAAAUGACAGGUCAGAAGCCAUCGGCAUUUUAUGUAUAUGCCAAGCCUAAAGAAAAUGCUUAA
Messenger RNA from Blepharisma stoltei, 1496 nucleotides. The record is from the annotation of a GenBank genome assembly. NCBI's taxonomy places the organism in Eukaryota, Ciliophora, Heterotrichea, Heterotrichida, Blepharismidae.